AAACAAAUAUGGAGCAGUGGUCUAGACUCUAGAGGCCUGCUUAGACACCAAGCUUUAAACCCAAUUUCGUCAUUUUUCGAAAGUUUCUCACGCAAAGCCCGUAACGAUCCCUGCCGUCGACGACCUGCCUAUCUCCGUCGAUUACGACGUCGAACUGGCUGCUCAUUCGUGAACUUAAUUGCAGCAUGGAUGUUGAAGAUGAGGGAGCUACUUUUCUCAAGCAAUUAAGCAAGAGGCAUAAAAAGUUUAAGCAAACAGAAGAGAAAAAUACAAACAAUGGUUUAGAAAUAAUCCAUUUGGAUCACAUUGCAAUGGAUGAGAAAGUGCAGGGGCACAAAGUUUUUGAGGAAGGAGGUUUCAUCGAGAGGAGAAAGUCCACUGAAGCUUUUGAAAAUAAAAAGAAAAAGAAAAAGACAAAGAAGGUCUUGGAAGGUUCAGUAGACAAUGACGGAAGAAUGGGUGAAGAGGGUGGUGGAUGUUGUGCAAGUCAAGUGGAAAUGAAGAAAAGAAAAAGAAGUGUUAAACACAAUGUAGAUGGGAUAAAAAAUACUUUUGGUUUAGACAGUGAGGAUAACACACGUUCAGUUGCAACUAAGCUGAUGCAAAAUAAAAUCGGCAAGAAGGUAAAACUCACAGAUGAGUGCAAUGAAGAUAGUAAAGACAUGGUCACAAAGAAGAAGAAGAAGAAGAAUAGAGAGAAUAAAAGGAAAAGUAAUGCUGUUUGUGCCAAUGUCAAGGAGAAAUUGGGCGGAUGUGAUCCCCAAGAUGCAAACCCCAGAAAAAACAAAAGAGUGCAACUUGCUGAUGAGUUGGAGGGUUGUCUGGUUGUAAAUGUUCCUGAAAAGAAUAAGGAAAAAAACAAGGAAGUGGACAAUUUAGUUGAAGGGAAGCGGUUCUCAAAAGAAGAAGAUGAGAUCAUCAAAGAAGCUGUGUCUAAGUACAUAGAGAUGCAUGAAUUGGGUGAUGAGGGGCUCAAUAUGGUUCUAAAUAGCAAAUCCUUGCCAAACCUGAAAGGCUGUUGGAAACAAAUAGGGGCUGCCCUUCCUCGCCGACCUUACAGAGCUGUUUACAAUCGUGCUCAAAAAAUGUUUCGUAAAAGCGAAAUCCCUUGGACCGAAGAAGAGUACGAAUUCGUAAAAAAGUAUCAUGAAAAACAUGGGAAUCGGUGGGCAGACAUGGCUGAGGAACUUGGAAAGUACAGAACUCACAUCUUUAAUGCAUGGCUUAGAAGAAUAAAGCUUCCCAAUUUGAAGAGGGGCCGUUGGUCUCAAGAGGAGUACCAAACUUUGUUUGAUUUAGUGAAUAUCGAUUUGCAACUGAGGGUCUCUGAGGAGAAGAAGUCCAGACAUGGUAUGUUGCGUGACAACAUCUGUUGGAUCGCAAUAAGUGACAAGUUGGCCACACGAAAUAACACAAGGUGUUGUGACAAAUGGUACCACCACUUAACAUCACCUUUGGUUGCCCAAGGCAAGUGGACAGAUUCUGAUGAUUACAGACUGGUGGGUGCUCUCUAUGAAUUGGAUGGAAGCUGUAUAGAAAAUGUGGACUGGGACAACAUUCUUGAGCACAGGUCUGGUGAAGUAACUCUGAAGCGUUGGAAGCAGAUGGUUCGUCACAUUGGUAACCAUGAAAACAAACCGUUUGCCGAACAAGUCGAGAUUUUGGCAAAGAGAUACUGUCCAUACUUGCUUGAAGCAAGGGAGGCUUGGGACAGCAAGCCAUAUGUACAGUGAUUCCUCGUCAUGCUUCUUCCAUAGUAUGCGAUAGUCAUCCUCUCUUAUGCAAUUGCCUUAUGCUUAAAGUUCUACUUUUGUUUCUUUGGUUUUAAAACAGUAUUCUUUAAGUUACUUUUCAAUUAAGACGUCUAGAUAGUGAAAAUUACAAGUUAUCAAUUAUC
Molecule: messenger RNA, 1897 nt
Organism: Cuscuta epithymum
Lineage: Eukaryota; Viridiplantae; Streptophyta; Magnoliopsida; Solanales; Convolvulaceae
Source: the annotation of a GenBank genome assembly